CUUCUGUCUUUGGCUGAACAUAAUUCGAUCCCUUUUUCCUUUGAUUUCUCGAAAGCCAUGGAGUUCCUGAGCUCAAUCUUGGAUCUUGUCCCAUGCUUAUAUGAUCACACCUCCAAGCAUACGCUCUACAUUCGUGAUCUGAAAAAAAAUAUUGAAGCCUUGAGUAAGGAAAUGGAAAAACUGAACAACUUGUAUGAAGAUGUGAAGGCAGGGGUUGAACGUGCAGAGCAACAACAGAUGAAGCGCAGAAAGGAAGUGGGUGGUUGGAUACGUGAAGUAGAAGACAUGGAGAAAGAAGGCAACGAAAUUCUGCGAAGAGGCGAUCAAGAAAUCCAGAAAAGAUGUCUCGGAUGCUGUCCCAGGAAUUGUUGGUCCAGCUACAGGAUUGGGAAGGCAGUAAGUGAAAAGCUCGUUGCUGUAUCUGGUCAAAUCAGCAAAGGGCAUUUCGAUGUUGUAGCCGACAUGCUGCCUCGUCCUCCAGUAGAUGAACUGCCCAUGGAGGAGAUUGUGGGCUCAGAAUUGACGUAUGACAGGAUCUGUAGGUGUCUCAAAGAUCCACAAGUGGGAAUUGUGGGAUUAUAUGGAAUGGGGGGUGUGGGCAAAACCACCCUCUUGAAGAAAAUCAACAAUGACUUCCUCACUACAUCCACCGAUUUUGAUGUUGUGAUUUGGGUUGUGGUGUCAAAACCGUCCAACAUUGAAAAAAUUCAGGAAGUUAUUUGGAAUAAAUUACAAUUCCCACGUGAUAUAUGGGAAAUUAGAAGCACUAAGGAGGAGAAGGCUGUCGAAAUAUUGAGGGUUCUGAAAACAAAGAAGUUCGUGUUGUUGUUGGAUGACAUCUGGGAGCGACUUGAUCUUCUACAAAUGGGGGUUCCCCAUCUUGAUGCUCAAAAUAAGUCCAAGAUAGUUUUUACAACCCGAUCACAGGAUGUGUGCCACCAAAUGAAAGCUCACAAGAGUAUAGAAGUGGUGUGUUUGUCAUCAGAAGCUGCUUGGACUUUGUUUCAGAAGGAGGUAGGAGAAGAAACAUUAAAGUCUCAUCCACAUAUACUGAGGCUUGCAAAUAUUGUUGCUGAUGAGUGCAAAGGUUUACCUCUCGCUUUGAUUACUCUUGGGCGAGCCAUGGCAGGUGAGAAAGACCCCUCAAAUUGGGAAAAGGUACUACAAGAUUUGAGCAAAUUUCCAGCUGAAAUUUCAGGUAUGGAAGAUGAAUUGUUUCAUAGAUUAAAAGUCAGUUAUGAUAGAUUGCCUGACAAUGUCAUCAAGUCUUGUUUUACAUAUUUUUCCUUAUUCCCUGAGGAUUUGGAGAUUUCUAAUGAAAACCUUAUAGAAUAUUGGAUAGGAGAGGGAUUUUUGGGUGAAGUUCAUGACAUACAUGAAGCGCGUGAUCAAGGGUAUAAAAUUAUUAAAAAACUAAAGCAAGCAUGUUUGUUGGAGAGUUGCAGUUUAAAAGAAAAAAGGGUUAAGAUGCAUGAUGUGAUCCAUGACAUGGUUUUAUGGUUAGAAAGUGAAUGUGGGAAGAAAAAGAAUAAAUUUUCAUUAAACAGUGAUGAUUUUUGGCUGAAGGAAUCUCAAGAAAUUCCAGAUUUGAAAACAGCAAAUAAGAUGUCAUUAUGGGAUGAGAAUGUUGAGGAGUUACUAGAACCAUUGGUGUAUCCUAAUCUCGAGACUUUAAUUGUAGCUUGUAAUAAGUUGAAGAAAUUUCCAAGUGGAUUCUUUCAAUUUAUGCCUCUAAUAAGAGUUUUGGAUUUGUCAGAUAAUGAAAAUUUAAGUGAGUUACCUACUGGGAUCGAGCUGGGGCUUGUUCUAGCAGUUGUGGCAACAGCCGGACUGCUGGGAAGGUUGCAGCAUCCUUUUCGUUUCGAUCUGGCUGGAAUUGAAUUCUGUGGGUUGCCUUUGCUCUCUGCUUUCUUCGCCUAG
Molecule: messenger RNA, 1920 nt
Organism: Vitis riparia (riverbank grape)
Lineage: Eukaryota; Viridiplantae; Streptophyta; Magnoliopsida; Vitales; Vitaceae
Product: probable disease resistance protein At1g52660
Exons: 3
Coding region: 58-1920 (620 amino acids)
Molecular function (GO): ADP binding
Source: RefSeq, a predicted model, not a curated record